UAUUUUGAGGUAAAAAGACAUUAAUUUUUAUCUCUUCAAAAAGUAAACAACUAAGAAAAAAGAAAAUGUUGGAAUUCUAUUUUAAUAACAAACACAUUCUAUCAGUUAAUAAUGACUGCAAGUUCUCUGAUCUUCUAGAAUCAAAAUUGCAUCUGCAAAAUAAGGAGUUCUACUUCAUAUCGAAUGGUAAACUUUGGUCGCAAAUUGAUGGGGCCAAAAAUGAUGCGAUUAUACAUAUUGUACCAAGGAUGUGCGGUGGAAAAGGUGGAUUUGGAUCUAUGUUACGAGCAAUUGGGGCACAAAUUGAGAAGACUACAAAUAGAGAAGCUUGUCGGGAUUUGAGUGGAAGGAGAUUACGGGAUAUCAAUGAGGAAAAAAGGCUAAAAAAUUGGAUUGAACAACAGUCGCAGAGGGAAGAUGAAGUGGAAGAUAAAAAAUUGAAGAAACUGGAAAAGUUGGUCCAGAAGCCCAAGCACGAGUUCAAGGACGAGACUUACGAGAAAGAACGUUCGGAGUUGUCGGAAAGAUUGGAAGAAGCUAUAAGUCAAGGUUUGGCUGCUGGAUCUUCCCAAGGCAACAAACGGAAACAUGAAGUUGAUGAUAAAAAGAAGAAAAUGAAAAAGAAGAAGAAGGCCUUAUGGAUCGACGACGAAUUGAGCGGAUUGUCGAGUUCCGAUGACUGUGAUAGUGAAUCUGAGGAUAGUCCAGUUGCUAAGGAUAAUACAGAUAAAAUUGAGGAUGAUGCUGAAACGACGAAUGGGAAUGAUAAAGUUGAUAGUGAAGAGAAGAAUAGUGUUUAGAAAUUGUGUUACUUUUAAUUGAAUUUAUUUAUAUGGUUUUCAAUGUUAAA
This is a messenger RNA of Nicrophorus vespilloides, 850 nucleotides long. Its product is annotated as protein SDE2 homolog. The record is from RefSeq and is a predicted model, not a curated record. NCBI's taxonomy places the organism in Eukaryota, Metazoa, Arthropoda, Insecta, Coleoptera, Silphidae. Bases 66 to 800 code for a protein of 244 amino acids. The transcript has 4 exons. Gene Ontology annotation, cellular component: nucleus.